This is a messenger RNA of Branchiostoma floridae (Florida lancelet), 4727 nucleotides long. Its product is annotated as polycystic kidney disease protein 1-like 2. The transcript is spliced from 24 exons. Gene Ontology annotation, cellular component: membrane. The coding region runs from base 33 to 4727 and encodes 1564 amino acids. The record is from RefSeq and is a predicted model, not a curated record. Lineage: Eukaryota; Metazoa; Chordata; Leptocardii; Amphioxiformes; Branchiostomatidae. Gene Ontology annotation, biological process: detection of mechanical stimulus. Gene Ontology annotation, molecular function: calcium channel activity; protein binding.
GCUGCUGCAGCCUGGUGGACCUGGUAGACAUCAUGCAGAACCAACCCGAGGAGGAGCUGGGGAUUGAAGAGGCAGAGGAGUCCUCCGUCUUUCUUACUUCAGCCCUUGUGAAUGUCAUGAGAGCGUCAUCAUACUCGUCGGUGGAGGCGAAAACAAAGUUGACUGGCAGAACCAAGACGGACAAGCUUCAACAGACCAAAACGGCCACAGGCAGGGUAUUUGAAGCCCUGGACGCCAUGAACGACGUGGUACUCAGGCGGAAGAGGCCGAACGAGAAGCCGACCCUCCUCCAACAGGACAACUUCGAGCUGUCCCUCCGGAAGCAGACGUGCGACCAGAUGAGCCCGCAGAUCGUCACCACGACUGAAGCAAACGGUGGCUGGUUUCGGACGCCAGAUGCAUCCGUCCUGUUCGGGGAGAACACAUGUAAAGAGCCGAUUGAUUCUGAGACUUACCAAACGUCAUUGAACCCGUAUGAGUACGCUGGUGACUCUGACAGGGUCCAGUCGUCAGUGGGCGCCCUCAAGUUCAAGAACGAAGCCGGCGUGCUGGCGGUAUCCGACCUGGAAACGCCGGUGGAAGUGGUUGUGAAGAGAAAAGGCGCAGUACAAGUACAGACUGAACAGGGCAGGACAGGACGGACAGGGACUGGCUUUGUGUCUAUGCACAGCUUCAAUGUAACUGAAGAGGAAAAUUCCAUCCACGUGAUGGUCACACCUGACCUAAACUGGGUGCCUAUACGCCUGUAUCUUUGGCGCCAAGAUCAGCCAAUCAAAGGGCAGCACGGUUGGAACGUCACUCUGCCGCUGCCGCCUGACCAGCUGUACUCGGUCCGAUGGUUGGACGGGGAGGACAUCACUGUCGAUCCUUACAGCUGGUACUGGACUCCGGAGGACCUGGCAUCAGGAGAUGGAGAGACACAUUUCUUGGGGGUGGAACACGUUCCGUUUAACAAAAGCGGUUUCGACCUGUCCGAUCUGGAGACACUGGAGAACAGAACAUUGACGGUUGAGUUGAGCUACAGUGACGAGAACUUCACCCUCCCGUACACAGUGACGAUUCUGUCCACAAGAUGCCUGUUCUUUGAUGACCAAAUGCACAGGUGGAAGUCAGACGGAUGUCGGAUUGGCCCUCUGACGAACACCGACAUCACGCACUGUUUCUGCGACCACUUGACAGCCUUCGGGUCGGAUUUCCAGUUCUUUGUGGCUCCAAACUCUCUGAACAUCCUCCAGGCGCUCCAAGGUUUCAACAACAUCAGCGAAAACCCCGCCGUGGUGGUCACCAUCAGCGUGAUCGUUGGGAUCUAUAUUCUCAUGGUUCUCUGGGCGAGGUGGAAGGACAAGAAGGAUGUAGAAAAGGUCGGAGCGACAGUCCUUGGCACCUCGCCAGGCGGGGGCUGCAGUGUGUACCAGGUUGUCGUAUUCACCGGUGCGAGAGCAAACGCAGGAACAACCGCUAAGGUGUCAGUAAUAUUCUACGGUGAUAAGGGUGAGUCCGGUCCGCAUGAACUGGAUGACGUCAGAAGGAUGACGUUUUGCACGGGAGGAGUGGACUCAUUCGUCGUGACAUGCGCAGGCACCAUGGGUCCGCUGAACUACAUCCAUGUCUGGCACGACAACUCUGGCGACGACCCUUCAUGGUUCCUAAACAAAAUCAUCGUCACGGACGUCUACACAGAGCGCAAGUACUACUUCUUAUGUAACAAGUGGUUUGCUGUUGAAGAAGGGGACGGAAAGGUUGAGCGCGUAUUUCCAGUCGCGUCAGACAGGGAGCUGAAACGGUUCAAAACCAUCUUCUCGUCCAAGACUGGGACGGGAUUUCGUGACGAUCAUCUCUGGUUUUCUGUGCUCGGCAGACCCGCAUACAGCACUUUCAGCCGUGUACAGCGCAUAUCCUGCUGCCUGUCCUUGUUGCUGUGCACCAUGCUGGCCAACAUCAUGUUCUUCGGCACCGGGGACUCUUUCCAGAAGCCGCCUACUGUGGACAUCUUCGGCUUCGAUGUGCAGCUCCCCAUCUCAUGGGCUGAGAUCAUGAUAGCCAUCGAAAGCGCGCUGCUGGUGUUUCCUGUUAACCUGGCCAUCGUGCAGAUAUUCCGCCACUGCGGCCCCAGACCAGUCCAGCCCAGGAAAACUGACCGGGGCAAGGGAAGGGAAAGGAGCAGACAAUCGGAAAGCUCAUACGGGCAGUCGAGCAGUGUGCCCUCAUCCCCCGUCACCGUGAUUACGGACAUUACCGACGACGACCGAGAGCUUGUGCGAGAAAUACUAUCCUCCUACAAGACACCAUCCCAAAGGAUGAGCCUCAAAAGCGCCAAAGCGAAGAGUCGGUCGUCCAAAUCCAGCAAAACCUCGCGGGAGGAAAACGCGUCGAACUUGAAGCGCCCCCUAUCGGAGGAUGGAUCUUACGACGUUAAACAAGCAGGCUCAGCUAAGAACAGAAGGAAGGGGAAGAAGACGUUCCUGCUCCCGUGGUGGUGUGUAUACAUAGGGUGGUUCUUGGUGUUCUCCUCGUGCUUCGUGUCUGCUUUCUUCACCAUCCUGUACGGGUUCGAGUACGGCCGACAGAAGGCGGAGGCCUGGCUCUUCACCUUCCUCACGUCCUUCUUCUUCGACUUGGUCAUCACGCAGCCAAUCAAAAUCCUGCUGCUGGGGAUGUUCUUCGCUCUCAUCAUCAAGAAAAUAGACACGUCCGGAGAAGACGUGGCACCGAUGCCCAUACAGGAAGACGAGGAGUAUCUGGCGCAGGUUAAAGACAUGAUGCAGAAUUGUCUCUUUAAAUUCCAGGACAUGGACAGAGGUACGAGAAGCAUGACGCCAAGAGCCACGGGCCCGCCUGAUGACCAGGAACUGCUGAAGGCUCGUCAACAGCGCUUCCUGGAGCUGAGUCUGCGUUCAGCCCUCAUGGAGCUCUCCUUCUUCAUCACUUACGUCUUCAUCCUGAUUCUGGUUGCCAAUGGAAACAGGGACUUCUACAUGUACCACAUGACCAACGAUGUUAAAAAUGUGUUGGCGGAUCCUUUCAGUAAGAUAACAGAGCGUCAGGAUUUCUGGAACUUUAUGAAGGACAAAGUCGUUCCCGAGUUAUAUACGUCAGAGUGGUACAACGGGGAAGCUAUAGAUUCUAGCAAGCUGGGCUUUCUGUCGGACUACAGCUCUUACAUCGUUGGACCUGUCCAACUCAGGCAGUUACGCGUCCAACAAAGUGGCACCUGUGAGAUUCCAGGUGCCAUGGCUAACACGACAGCCACGUGUAACGGUGACUACAGCUGGUGGAACAAUGAGGCCGGACACUACACGCCGGGAUGGAGGGAGUGGGCUAUCGUCUCGAACGACAGUGUGGACGUCGCCAAUGUGUCUUCUGAGCUUAGACCGUGGUUGUACCAGUCAACGGAUCUCACAACUGCAACACCCCAUUAUGGUUUACACGGGAUGUAUUAUGGCGGAGGUUACAUGCUGGAACUACAAUCGAACGAUUCUGAUGUGGACCUGCAAAUCAUCGAGGAUCUGGAGAUGGAACAAUGGAUAGACUCCUAUACGCGAGCCAUUUUCAUUGAACUCAUCGUCUUCAACCCCAACGCCAACCUGUUCUCUGUUGUCAGCCUUCUUGCAGAGUUCCCUGGUCUGGGGAAGGUCUAUACAACCCACGAGGUGACCACAGUUCGGCUUUACCUGUACCAGACCACGUGGAGCUUCGUUGUUCUCGCCUUUCAGAUCAUCUUCGUUCUGGUCACUUUUGUCUUUGUAUACAGAGAAGUGAACAGAAUCAUGCUGAUGGGGACGGAUUACUUCCGUCUGUUUUGGAAUCUGGUGGAGCUUUGCGUUUGCCUGCUGUCCUUGGCGCAGAUUGGUCUUCAGCUGUACACCCUGUACAUCAUUCUAGACUUCAACAAGGCCGGAACUACCAGUGACAGGUCUUACAGUAAAUACAAACAGGCGGCUAGCUGGGACCAGCUGAACACCUACGUGCAGGCCUGGCUGGUCUGCGCGGCUACGCUGAAACUGAUGCACCUGUGCCGCUUCAACAAACACGUGGAACGGAGCGCGCACACUCUCACCAGGUCCGCCAAACCCAUGCUCAACUACAUGAUCAUCUUCGUCAUCUACGUGUCAGCAUUUUGCAUGCUGACGUACCUCGUACUUGGUGCAUCGCUGGAAGGAUACGCUCCAUACAUAACCAACGUAGAAACAAUGCUUGGCGUGAUGCUUGGAGGCUUCGACUACAACGCGCUGUCGGACGCUCACGGUUUCCUCGGACCCGUCAUUUUCUUCGGAUAUCUGACGUUCGUCAACUUCCUCCUCCUGAUGAUGUUCUGUGCGAUUCUGGACGUCGCGUAUCACGAGGUCAUAGAGGGAGAGAGCGAAGAGGAAAUAUCGAAGAACCAGAAGAUCACGGAACUAGCGAUGGAACGAGCAGGAGUCGCUUACCAAACAGCGGCAAACGCGAUACAGAAAUUACUAGACAGGGAGACACAUGUCAAGCAUAUCCGCGGGAGUACACCGACAUACACUAAGGAUGAACUAAUGGAAGAUCUCCUGCAAGCAAGAAGGAAAGCGCUCUCGUUCAUAAGAAGUAUGGAGUCCGAAGAGAAAGAAACACAUGGGUACUACGACAACCUUGCCUACACUUCAAACCAUGGAUAUUCGAAGUCCACUAAGGAGUCACUCAGAUUCAGUUCACUUGGAAAGCGAGAGGAACCCAGGGUAUGGGUUCGGGAACUCAGGUGA